Lucilia sericata (common green bottle fly) is the source of this 736-nucleotide messenger RNA. Its product is annotated as apoptosis regulatory protein Siva-like. Gene Ontology annotation, molecular function: CD27 receptor binding. The transcript is spliced from 3 exons. Gene Ontology annotation, biological process: extrinsic apoptotic signaling pathway. Bases 130 to 618 code for a protein of 162 amino acids. The record is from RefSeq and is a predicted model, not a curated record. Lineage: Eukaryota; Metazoa; Arthropoda; Insecta; Diptera; Calliphoridae.
UUUACAACUGUGUUGUUUACAAACAAUUUCAUUUUGUGUGAACUUCUCAAAAAAUUUUAUAUCUACACAAGAAUUUCACAAAAAAUAUACAUAAAAAAAUUCUGAUAAGUUUUCAUAAAUACCUACAAAAUGCAAAGAGUUAGCUUAAAAAGAAUGCGUUCCGAGGAAUCGCCUUACACUUUACAAACUAAAAUGCAUGUUAAUGAAAAAAUUGUGGAUUCCCAUGAUGCCAAUAAAAUGAAAGAAAUACAUGCUAAAACCACCAAGCUAUUGUUCCAAGCGGCACGCUCUGUCAGCAAUAAUAAUAUACAACCAAAUCGUAAUAAAAAGACGCCCGUAUCAAGUAUGGUGGUUUUAUUUGGUAAUGGUCAAAUAGAAGCAGCUAAAGGAGCCGAAGAUUUGGAAGAGGAAUUCCUAUGGGUAAGGCGCAAAGCUAAGUGUUGUGAUCGUGAGACUUAUGUUCAGAGUGAUUGCACCAAUUGCCAAAAGCCUUUGUGCGAAGAAUGUGGCUUUUCUUGCACGGAGUGUGGACAAUUUAUUUGCAAUUCAUGCGUUACUGUAUUUGGUUCCUGUGAUGCUGAUCACCCUAUUUGUGAAAAAUGUUCUCUAUUUGCCUGAGAUUAGGCUUCUAUGAAUAAAGUACAAAUUUAUUUUUAUGUUAUUUUCUAUUAAUUUAUGUAUUAUGAAUGAAAUUAUGUUUAAUAUGUUUUCAAAUUUAAAUAAAUAUUUAAGGAUA